AUGAGUAUCAUGGCGAAGGAUAUCACACUACCAGACACGGUCCUCGAGUCUCUGCGCGCCGAUCUCCAGCAAUGCGGACCUCCUAACCUUGAUGAGCGUCCCAUCAAGCGGCGCAAGACUGCCAAAGGUGGCGCGAGAAACCUGGCUAAUGAAAAUGGGAUUUCAACAACAGGAAUACCUUUGGGCUAUAUUCCAUUGGCAAGAUUAAUAUUGCAUAUAAAACCCUCGGACGCAAGCAUAUACAAGCAUGAAAGUACUUCGAGCGCCAAUCCUUCAUUUAUUCGAUUUCCAGUACUGCUAGAUGUUCGAACUAUUUGUUUACUCGAUGAAGAUUCAAACAACACACCACACUCGGCCAACGGCGAAACUAAGCAUAUGGAACUGAGAAUAACCGGUCUUGAUGGCAAGGAAUUGGUAUCAUAUCCAUGCGAAGAUAUCCGGCUAUAUGACCUUCUUGAGCAACUUCAAGCCGCUAGCAGACUGGCGCAUGUGGAUCAGUUCUUCAAUCAGGUGCCUACGGCCUGCUAUCAAGCAAGACUGUGUGUCUCAUCAGAUGGAACUACUUUUACUCUCGAGACCGUCGUACUUUGGAAGGAUUCUCUUGAUGGCCCGGAUCUUAGGCGAUUAGGGGAAGCGGAGCUAGAAGCUUUUACAAGGUAUGUGCUGCGCGAACGAUGUGUUCGGCCAUCAAAUUUGGCCGAUUCGCGCGAAUAUCGUAAUAAAUUGCUCGGAACACCCCGACAGUGGUCUCCUCGGGACUUUUACAACAAUGUCCACGUUCCCCAGAACACAAACGGCGCGGAAAAUCUCAAAUGCCCUGCAAUAGACUGCAAGCUAUUCCCAUUCCAGAGAAGAGCGGUAUGUUGGCUUUUACAAAGGGAAGGAAUGGAAGUUCAACCGAAUGGCGAGGUUCUGCCUGUGAAAGAGCUUUCGAAGAGUGGCCUCCCAGCAUCGUUCAAUUCCUUGGAAGAUGCGGAUGGACGGACGUACUAUUUCAGUCAGCUUUUCAUGAUUUUGACAACGGACCUCUCUCGUUGGCAUGAUGCUGCAGAUCGUUUGAAGGGUGGGAUCCUUGCAGAAGAAAUGGGGUUAGGCAAGACAGUGGAAAUCAUUGCGUUGAUAAGUCUAAAUAAACGAAAACCGCAGCUGAAGCCCGACCCCGAUGGGUUGAAACAUACUGGUGCCACUUUGAUCAUCACACCACCCGCCAUCCUUGAGCAAUGGAAACAAGAGUUAAAAGAGCAUGCUCCCGCCCUCAAAGUUCAUCAUUAUACCGGCAUAAAGCGGGGGAAAGAACAAUCUGACGAGAUGGUCGUCAACGAGCUUGCCGAGUUCGAUGUUGUUCUGACCACCUACAAUGUCAUUUCUAAAGAAAUCCACUAUUCAGGUGUGCUCCCGAAGCGGAGUCUCCGACAUGAAAAGCGAUUUGAACAGAGGAGGACGCCACUUGUUCGCCUCUCGUGGUGGCGUGUAUGUCUGGAUGAGGCGCAGAUGAUUGAGAGUGGAGUCAGCAAUGCAGCCAAAGUAGCUCGUAUGAUUCCCCGAGAGAUCGCCUGGGCUGUAACUGGUACUCCGUUGCGCAGGAAUAUCGAUGACCUGUUUGGCCUUCUUCUUUUUCUCCACUAUCAGCCAUAUUGCUUUUCAGGUCCUUUGUGGAAAAGACUGUGUUCGUGCUUUGGGUCGGUCUUGUCGGAAAUUAUUAACAAAAUCACCCUCCGGCAUAGCAAAGGUCAAUUACUCAACGAGCUGCGCCUGCCACCUCAAAAGCGCAUUGUGAUCACUACUCCCUUCACAGCAGUAGAAGAACAGCAUUAUGCACAGAUUUUUGAGCAAAUGUGUGAACAGUGCGGUUUGAAUGAAGCAGGAGCCCCGCUUACGGAUGACUGGGACCCCGAAGAUGCUGUGAUUAUCGCAAGAAUGCGUACUUGGUUGACAAGACUCCGCCAGACUUGUCUUCAUCCGGAACUUAGCGGGGGCAAACUUCGUGCCUUGCCUGCAACUGGUGGCCCAUUGCGAACUGUUGACCAAGUUUUGGAAGUCAUGAUUGAGACCAACGAGGCCGCCAUUUGUGCGGAAGAGCGAUCACUUCUCCUCUCCCAACUUCGACGAGGCCAGCUUCUAGAAAAUGCAAAGCGUCGCCAAGAAGCCCUCGCUCUUUGGCAGAAAGCAUUGGACCAUGCUACCGAGCUAGUCGAGAAUACUAGACGGCAAUUACGCUUACUGGAUCUCAAAGAUGCUACCACUGACAAGGACGGGGCCAUUACACCGAUUAGCGACGUGGACGGUGAUGAGGCCGAGGAAGCGGAAAAAAACAGCCGGCUCGGCCAGUGUCGACUGAGGCUUCGAGGCGCCCUUGAGGUCCAGCACAUUGCAGUUUUCUUCACUGCGAACGCAUAUUAUCAAAUCAAGAGCGACACAAACCUGACCCAGCCGGAUUCAGAUGAGUUCAAGGCGCUUGAGAAACGGGAAGAAGAGGGCUAUGAGGCCGCAAAAGUCAUUCGUAAGGAAAUGCUGACUGAUAUUUCCCGCAAGGUUGAGCGUUAUAUGCAAACAAUCAGGACCAAGGCACGAGACAAGGGGUUUGCGGUUAUCCCGAAAAUGAAAGCCCAUCUCUACAGCGAAGGAAUUGAGUCAUACAAUCUGCUCAGCAAAUUUGAAGACCUGUGUGCAGCUCUCAACAAGCAUGCUGAGCAAUACAAGGAAUGGCGGGAUAUCAUGGUCAAACUGGUCUCUCAAUCGCUCAUUGACCAGGAGGAAGAUGCAGAGCUGGAAGGCAAUGAGUACGAGCGGUCGACGAAACAUCAAGAUGAAAUGUAUGUUUACAUGGAGGCUUUGCGGUCAAUGUACGCCGACCGUCAUGACGCUCUUACCGGCCAAAAGAACGUUCUCAUCUCCCAUGAAGCCAAAGCGGGGAUCAUUCAGGCCCAAAAAGGCGAGGGUCCGUCUCCGGAACUAUUCCUUAAGGUCAUGAACAUCCGUAGUGAGCUCAUGCCUGACCCUGAUCUCGGAUCGCUUCGUGGCAUUGUCAGUGAACUUCGUAGUCUUGUGACAUCGCUCGAUUGGCAGGCCAGCUCAGGGAAUUCACGUGCUCGUGCUGAACACGAGGUGGUGGAAAUGGUCUUGAAGAAUGCUGGCCAGAUGAUUGCCGAGCAACUCAAAGUCUCGGCUAAUCUGGCGAGGGAAGUCGAAAUGUUCCGCGACACUAUGAACAAUCGACUGCAAUAUUAUCGCCAAUUGCAGCAGAUUUCAGAUACCGUCGCCCCAUACGACGAGGAAAGCGCAGGAAAGCCACUAGAUGAAGCUCCUUUCGCCGCGAAGCUGAGACAAGAGGAAGUUAUUGGCGAGAAGAUCUCUACUCUCAAGUCUAAAGCGAGAUAUCUCCUUCAUCUACGGGACGACUCUAGUUCCGACAGUAGCCCUCGGAUAUGUAUUAUCUGCCAAACCAACUUUGAACUCGGUGUGUUGACCGUGUGUGGCCAUAUGUACUGUGCUGAAUGCUUGCGGUUAUGGCGGGCUGCACAUCGUAAUUGUCCGAUGUGCAAAAAGGCCUUGGGGCCCAGGGAUUUCCAUCAGGUCACAUACAAGCCGCAGGAGCUAGUUGCGCAAGAGGAAGAAUCACAUGUCAAAUUGGAUCAAGAAGGCCAUUCUCAGAACGCGAUUUACAGUGACAUCAGCUCUGGACAUCUUAAAGAGAUCAACAGCAUUGAUCUGCGAGGCUCUUAUGGAACAAAGAUCGACACCUUGGCCCGGCACAUCUUAUGGCUCCGGGAACAUGACCCUGGCACAAAAUCAAUCAUCUUCUCCCAAUACGGCAACUUCUUGUCGAUAUUGCAGGCAGCAUUCACUAGCUUUGGAAUCACCAGCACCAGUAUCGACACCGUGGAUGGAAUUGAAAGAUUCAAAAAGGAUCCAGCUGUCGAGUGCUUCUUGUUGCACGGAAAAGCACAAUCAUCUGGUCUGAACUUGAUUAACGCAACCCAUGUCUUCCUAUGCGAACCACUUAUAAACACUGCAAUUGAACUACAAGCCAUCGCCCGAGUGCAUCGUAUCGGCCAACUUCGACCAACAACAGUAUGGAUGUACUUGGUCUCUGGCACUGUGGAAGAAUCGAUAUACGAGCUCUCUGUGACCCGACGCCUGGCUCACAUCAUCCAGAAGGAGAAAGACAAGCAAAGGGCCGCUCUUGGAACCGCUGCAGACACUGAUGGUGUUACCGAGGCGGCCAUUGAGUCUGCUAACUCGAUGGAAAUGCAAGAUGCCACUCUUAUGAACUUGAUGCAGCGUGGCUCCUUGGCUGGAGAAGUAGUGAAGCAGGACGACCUUUGGCAAUGUCUCUUUGGCAACACCCUUCGGAAAGAUCGCAAUGACCGUUCAAUCGAACAAGAGAGAGAAGUUGGCCGGUUUUUGAGAGGUGAAGCUGCUGAGCAGAGAAGAGAAGGAGAUUUGAAUCCAUAA
Messenger RNA from Penicillium paradoxum, 4455 nucleotides. RefSeq lists its product as uncharacterized. Gene Ontology annotation, molecular function: ATP binding; ubiquitin protein ligase activity; ATP-dependent chromatin remodeler activity. NCBI's taxonomy places the organism in Eukaryota, Fungi, Ascomycota, Eurotiomycetes, Eurotiales, Aspergillaceae. The transcript has 5 exons. Bases 1 to 4455 code for a protein of 1484 amino acids. Gene Ontology annotation, biological process: DNA damage response; protein polyubiquitination. The record is from RefSeq and is a predicted model, not a curated record. Gene Ontology annotation, cellular component: nucleus.